Electrophorus electricus (electric eel) is the source of this 1390-nucleotide messenger RNA. It is a transcript of the gene c4h2orf76, whose product is annotated as chromosome 4 C2orf76 homolog. NCBI's taxonomy places the organism in Eukaryota, Metazoa, Chordata, Actinopteri, Gymnotiformes, Gymnotidae. The record is from RefSeq and is a predicted model, not a curated record.
ACAGUGGCCUGCUUGUAGAGAGCAUAAACGUCCAGCAUCUCAGCGUCAGUGGGCAAGUCAAGUACGUUAACCACUGAGACAUGUUGUCCACAAAUAUUUCCAAAGCAACAUGAAUCUAAUGAAUCUAAAUCGCAAGUUUUCUAUCUAUCCAUAGUUUGGGGGGAAAUGUCCCGACAUGAUUCCUACACACACUACUCAUAAUGGGAUGAGUGCUGUACGCAGCCAUCACGUUUGCUCGAACACGUGAAGGGGUUAUGCACAUUGAUACGAUGGUCGCGCAGCUGCUUUAAGGCUUUACCGCGAUUCAGUAUUUUUGUAGGAAUUAAUAUAUAAUCUCAUCACUUUCCCCCAAUCGCAUGAUUAUUAGGAGCUGAAGUUCGUUACUAGCCGCUAAUGAUCAAAUAUUAAAUCCACAGCUGCUGAAGCAAGUAGUUGUAUAGGUUAGCGUUAGCCGACUGGCUAACGGCUCCAAGCGAACAUGUCCUCUGAAGCUAUUCUUACUGUACGCUUGGUUCGUUCUUUUGAACAUCGGAACUUCAAGCCAGUGGUACUCCGUGGUGUAAAUUUAAACCAGCAAGUAGAAGAAUUUAUCGCUUCUGUAAAGAAUGAUGUUUCCACGAGAGCUGAUUUGCCUCCGCCUUUCAAGAAAUUCGGCUACGACACGAUGAAGAUCAUUCACCAGGCACACGGAGCAAAGACUAAUGAACUAGUGAUGAGUUUAGAGGAUGAUGAAAAGCUGAUUCUGCGCGAUGGCCUGGAUUUACGAGCGUGCGGCGUAGCCAAUGAGACAGAGCUGGCAUUCUUCAGGAUGGCGGACUAUGCAAAAUACAAGGCUAAUCCCGAGACUUUGUGGUGAGAACGAUGGAAAUUAUAUGUUUGAGGGUGGAUCCUGAGGUGUUUUCAUUUAGACCGAAUGGUUUGAAGUCUAGGAGGGCUUUGGUGUCAACCUUCCAGCUAGCAAAUCUUCAGAGGCAGCCAGACCAAAUGAUCUUUUAUUUUUGUUUGUUUGUUUGUUUGUUUGUUUUUGUUUUUUUAGUCUGUUUAUAAAUUCACUCUCUCAGCAGACUCUUAAUUUAGACAUUCGAUUAUGGGUACAAUAAGUAUUGUUGAGGUUAAACACAUUAAGUGUCUUAAGUUCUAAUUUUACUGCCUCCACACUUUUUCUUUUAAUGUCCUAUAUGAAAUGCCUUUUGCUGAGAGAGUAUUUAUUUAUUAAAUACAGUUCAUAUUUAAAUCUGCCCUUCAGUAAUGGUAUAAUGUGGAUUGUAUCUUAAUGUUUUUAUGUUUCUUUUACUUUACGUAUGUUUGUGAACAAACUCCAUGUUUGAAUUGCAAUGUAUAUAUUUUUAAUACUUCCAAAUGGCAAAUAAAGCUAAACCUUAAACUCCUC